Messenger RNA from Komagataella phaffii GS115, 1299 nucleotides. Its product is annotated as WD repeat-containing protein. Gene Ontology annotation, molecular function: protein binding. The coding region runs from base 1 to 1299 and encodes 432 amino acids. The transcript has a single exon. Gene Ontology annotation, cellular component: nucleus. NCBI's taxonomy places the organism in Eukaryota, Fungi, Ascomycota, Pichiomycetes, Pichiales, Pichiaceae. The record is from RefSeq and is a predicted model, not a curated record.
AUGGACUACAACUUAUAUGGCUUUUCCAAGCGUCAGUCGAUCAGUGAGGGAACGCCAUAUAGUAAAGAGCAUCCUCAUGGAACUCUGGGUGAUCGGCAAGCUGGAUUUCAUUCUCAGCCGCAGUUUGCUCUUCCCACCUUCAACUCUCUGCCACGAAGGUCUGCCUACUACGAGACCCAUUACCCAUUGUACUAUUCCGAUUGGACCAAUAUUCAAGGAAAUUCGAACGAUUAUGUAGCUCUCAGUAGUUACAGUGAAGAUUCGACGAAUAAAGUUCAGAUCGUGAAAGGCAUAAGAGAAAUCAACGAAAGAGACGAUGAGGACAUUCAGUUCUCAAAGACAGGAGAAGUUUCUGUGAAUUACCCAGUGACCAAACUACAGUGGGACCCUCAGGUGGCGUCUGGAAGGAGUUAUGAACCUAAACUGGCUACAUCCUCGGAAUGUUUACGACUAUACGAAUACCAUGAAGAAGGAGAAAUAUCACAAUUGGUGGAGACAGCAAUUUUAUCCAACCCCAAGAAUAAGAGUUUUCAUCAACUUCCGCCUAUGACUUCCAUGGACUGGUGCAGUGCCGACCCCUCCUAUAUAAUUACCUGUUCCAUAGAUACGACGUGCACUUUAUGGGAUGUUUCCAAGGGAGCUGGGGUCGCUAAGACACAGUUGAUUGCGCACGAUAGUGAAGUUUUUGACGUGCAAUUUUUGCACAAUAGCCAGAACCUUUUUGCCAGUUGUGGAAACGAUGGUUCUGUUAGAUUGUUCGAUCUACGCUGUCUAGACAGAUCUACCAUUAUCUAUGAACCACACGCGGCAGCAUCGUCCGGAGAUCAUGCUUCGAGCUCUUCUUACAAUAAGCGACAUCCAUUGUUGAGGAUUAGUGCUUCCAAUUACAACCAAAACCAUAUAACUGCCAUCGAAGCAAACAGCAACAGGUUGGUGGUUCUCGACCUGCGGUAUGCUGGAUCUCCUAUUAGAAUCCUGGACCAUCAUGCGGGCAACAUAAAUAGCGUCAAGUGGCACCCGUACAAGAACUUUCUGCUUACUGUGGGGGAUGAUUGUCAAGCGUUCAUAUAUGACUUCAACGCCCUGGAGGGGUCGAAACCUCUCACCACCACAAGCUCAUCGAACUCAUUGGCAAGUGGGAACUCACUUAAGCGAGUUCACACUAAUGGCGAAUCCGAUAUGCCUAUAAUGGCUUACUCCGAUACCAUUGAGUUGAACAACGCCACAUGGAGCUCCAAAGGUGACUGGGUUGGUCUGGUGGGAGGUAAGGGUUUCCAAGCUGUCAAAGUUGAUGAUUAA